Podarcis lilfordi (Lilford's wall lizard) is the source of this 3402-nucleotide messenger RNA. Lineage: Eukaryota; Metazoa; Chordata; Lepidosauria; Squamata; Lacertidae. The record is from the annotation of a GenBank genome assembly.
CCAUUGAUCUCAAUGGAAUUUACUUCCACGUAGCCCCAAGUCAUGGAAAAAUCCACUUGUCGCUGGAAAGGUUACUCCUGGCCAGCUCCCAUACAGGUGAAUUGCAGAUGGAACUGGUCCUCUGCUCGCCCGCUGCGACAGUCCCCGGCCCCGCCCACGAAGCCGAUUGGCCCGGGCUCAGUUUAAACGAAGCCGCGCGGUGCCGGCCGCCAGCUAGUCGAGAGCCAGCGCGGACCGCCUGAGUGUCGCUCGGAGUCUCUCCCAAGCGUUCCUUCCAGCAAGCCAUCCCGAUUUGCCUUGCGGGGGCGCCAGGAAGAGGAUCGAGGGCAAGGAGCGGGUGGGUCCGGCGGAGCAGCGUGGCAAUGAGCAGCCCCGAUGCUGGAUACGCCAGCAGCGACGACCAAGGACGGUGCUCGCUCCCUCCUCCGCUCAUGAUGCAGUGUCCGUGGGCAGAGUCGCUGAGCCCGGAGGGCAAGGGCAAGGGCGAGGCGGCCGCCGCCGCCGAUGCAGGCCAGCAAGGCGGCCCGGGCCGGGCCAAAGGGGAAGCGCGCAUCCGCCGCCCCAUGAACGCCUUCAUGGUCUGGGCCAAGGACGAGCGCAAGCGGCUGGCGCAGCAGAACCCAGAUCUGCACAACGCCGAGCUCAGCAAGAUGCUGGGUAAGUGCCCGGGAGGCUUGGCAACGGGAGGGGGGGAGACUGUAAGAUGCCAGUGUCAAAGAAAGUCCCUAGACCUUGCUGUUGUUACCUACAACAGAGUUAACAGCACAAUCCCACGCAUGCUCCCUUGGAAGUAAAUCCAAGGAGGUUCCAAGUAGCUGCGUGAAAGCAGAUGUGUCAACUUAAAUAAAAUAUAUGGGGGGGCGCAGGUAAGCCCCUACCCGCAUAAUCGAUCACAUGACGUGGGGCAAGCACACCAUGUGAAAGGCUAUGCCCAUCAACGUGGGGGAGGGUCGGCCCCCUCCAAUAUUUUAUUGGGGGCGCCAAAGGGACGUCGACCCCUAGGAGUUGGCCUUUAUGCGCGGGAGCACACCCCAAAGCAACUGCCAUCUCCGCAAGAGGAGGGUCCUUCUCUGGGAAGGAGUAACUCGGGAGCUUGGAGCGCACGGGGCAGAGCAGCAGUUCCCAGGCCGCUCUCGCCCUCGAUCCCGCCCCCCACGCAGGCAGGGUGGCAUGAGGGAGUUUCCAAAGGUCUGGUUAAGAGGGCAGCACGGGAGCAGGAGGGCUGAAAAGGCUUAAACCUCGACAUAGCUAAUGGAAGGUCCGACGGCGGCCAAGAUUCAGAUUCCAGCGACAUAUUUAUUUACAUUGCUAUAAUCCGACGUGCGUUUUUGGCACAGGGAACGGGAAGGGAAAUACUCUUUCGCAACCAGGAGGGCGGCUGGCCUGCGUUUCUUCCCAAUGCCGGCGCUGCUCCUCUCAGCUGCUGGGUUUGGGGCGCGAGGAGGCCGGCCAGCUGCCCUUGUUUAUCCACAUAAACUAGGCUUCUGCCAUCCCGACUCCCGAAGGGGCUACACUUGUUUUAAGCUUGGAUACAAGUGUCAAAUAGACUCUAGUUAUUAAGCAAGCUGCUUGUGGUCGUCCCUCAAAUGCUGGCUACCUCACUGCAGCCUGAACCGCCCCCUCCCGAAAGCCAGAACCAACCGACCCGGCUCCGAAGAGGUGCGUCCACUAAGGCGCAUCCCUCUUGCCUACACCCUGCUGAGAGGAGCGUGGAAACCUGUGGCCCAUCGGAAGUUGCUGGACCUCAGCUCCGAUCACCGCUGACCAAUAAUGGCUGUUUCACGCUGAUGGGAGCUGGGAAUCCAGAAACACCUGAAGGGCCACAGAUUGCCCAUCCCAGAGAAGGCUGUGAGGUGGUGUGGGAGGCAAUGGUCGUAUCCCCAUUUACCUUGGAGCACGGAAUCCAUUUCUGAGUAGGCAUUGCUAGGACUGUCAGUUGACUUUUUUUCCUGCCUGAGGGAAAGUCCGCGCCAAGCGGGCAAAGAGAGUGCCGAGGUUUGGGAUGAGGGCUGUAUGGGAUUAACUUCAGUGUUAGGACUGCGUUGUCCAUUGACUUGUUUUCCUGCCUGGCUGAGGGAAGACCAGCGGGCAGAGUGUGGCGAGGUUUGGGGGGGAAUGACUGGCAGCCGAGGCUGAAUUGUGGGCGCCUGUUUGAAACCUUCUUUCCCCCUUCUCUCUUCGCGCUGACAGGCCAGUCGUGGCGAGCGCUGACCCAGGAGGAGAAGCGGCCCUUCGUGGAGGAGGCGGAGCGGCUGCGGCUGCAGCACAUGCGCGACCACCCCAACUACAAGUACCGGCCGCGGCGGAGGAAGCAGGUGAAGCGCCUCAAGCGCGGCGACGGCGCGGCCGAAGGCGGGAGCGGUUUCCUCCCGGUGCCGCAGCAGCAACAGCACCACCACCCGCAGCACCAGCUGGGGCUGUCCAUGGACGCGGGCAGCGGCUGCGAGGGGCUGGGCCUCCCGUACCCCGAGCAGCCGGGCUACCCCGGCGGGAACUUCCACUACCGAGACUGUGCGCCUCUCCCGCUGCCGGCUCUGGGCGCCCAUUUCGGGAGCUACAACCUGCCCACCCCCGAGCCCGAGUCGCAGAGCGGCGCCUGCGCGGAGCCCGCCUUUUUCCCGCCUCACCAGCCCGACGAAGGCGGCUGCCUGCUGGGGCCCUACGGCUACCCGACGCCCCCCGGGGCCGAGUACCCCUGCAACGGCGCCCCUGCGGGCAGCAGCGCCGGGCUUUUCCGCGCCCGCUUCGCGGCUCCCGUGGCCGCCUACGCCUCUGCUCAGGAUCCCGCGCAGCAACAGCAGCAGCAAGCCUGCCGUCGAGGAGACGCCGCCGUCGGCCUGGAGCACCUUCCCCCGCAUGACGUGGAGCUGCUGGCCGACGUGGACCGCGCCGAGUUCGAGCAGUAUCUGCCCUUCGGCUGCCGGCCCGGCGAACUGGGCCUCCCUCCCUACGCGAGCCACGAGGCCUCGGAGGCGAACUCUGCCGCCGCUUACUACUGCGCAGCCGCGGGAGGAGGGGGAGGCUAUCCGGAGCUGUGAGAGGGACUCUGCGGACGGGAAUAGAGGCAGGAGCGGACUGGAUCCCUCGGUUCUAUUUAUUGUAAUUUAUUGACUGAAACAUUUUUAGAAACCGGGCCUGGGAACUUUGAGCGGGUUUUUGUUUUUUUAAAGUACCCGCUGGAGCCUUCGUUUCCCCUUUCCCCCUUUCCUUCUUGCUGUAACCUCCACAUCGGACAGAGCCAGCGAGGCUGCCCUUAGAGCUCACUACGAGGCAACUCGCCCUUCGCCUCCGAACCCGCUUCCUUCAAGGGGUCCUUGUACAGAAGGGGGUGGGACUUGGGGAACCCCCAGUAGACGUUUGACUUGGAAACAGCUCGGCAAUAAAAUAACUCAGGUGGUUAGA